UCCCAUAUGACUUUUUUAAAUAUCGCUCAAAAUUUUAAUAUCGAUAGAUUUAGCUUCUUAUAUCUCGAUCCUGGCGAAAUAUAUUUUGAAAGCUUUGCUGUAAUAUCUCAUCCUAAUGAUCAUGGACAGAAAAUUUUAAAUAAUGACAAGCAGAGGGGACAUCUGAGAUUGUGCUCAAAAUCAUUUAUAUAUGAGCCAGUUAAAUGUAAUUAUCCACUUUGCAAAGUUUUGUUUAAAAAUUGUGAAAAGAUAGAUAAAUGGCAAAAAAAUACAACUCUUUUUGCAAAAGCUGAAGAUGAAAAUAUUAUGCAUAUUAUAGCAAAUUAUACAAUAAAUAUUAAAGAAAAUAACAAGAUUGGUCCAUACAAAUUUACUAAAGGGAGGAAACAUUUUUUAUUUUCUUUAACAUAUGCAAAAUUAAAUGAAUUAUUGAUAUUUACUCAACAGUUAGCUCGAAGUUGUACAUUGAAUUCUAAUGAGCACUCAUUGAUGAUAACAACAAUUAUGGAUAGUAAACUCAAGCGCUCAAAUUUUGAAAUAAACUGGCUGGAUGAUCCAAUUAACGAGGAAAUUAAAUUACAAAUGGAUGCUUGUCAAAUAUUGCCAUUGGUAAUAGUGCCGGGUAGAAUUAUUCUGACAUCUCAUAAAUUAUACUAUCAACCAUUGCACAAUUUAAGUCAGGUACCGGAUUUCAAGAUUAGACUCUCCGAUAUAACUUCGAUAUUUAAACGACGCUUCAAAUUGAGGCAAAUAGGUGUAGAAAUUCAGUGCGAACAAGAUGUCACUUCCGGUUCCAACCCGGUUCAGUCCUUCAAACAUAUCUACCUUUCUUUCUCUUCCCAAUCCAAGAGAGAAUCUUUCCACAACAUAUUGACUUCUAUCGACACUGUACGAGCAAUAAACACGAACGCGGAAGAAAGCCUCCGCGAAUUCACGCAAGCCUGGAUGUCUGGCAGGAUGUCCAAUUACGAUUAUUUGCUUAAAUUGAACAGUCUAGCCGACAGAAGCUUUUACGAUCUGACUCAAUAUCCCGUAUUUCCUUGGGUCCUUUCCAAUUACACAUCUCGUUCAAUCGAUUUAACGGAUCCAAACAUUUAUAGGGAUCUAUCCAAACCUAUGGGAGCUCUAGAGUCUAAUAGAUUGAAUAGACUUAAAUCUAGAAUGAACGAAAUGCUUUCCGAUCUCCCUGACAUCUCUGUACCUCAUUCUUCUAAUGACCCAACUUGCGCCAAUCAAAUCCUCGCAAACAUCGAUAAAAUCAACCCCGAAAAGUCUUUGACUUUACCUAGAGGAGCCUUUCUAUACGGUUCUCACUAUUCUUGCCCAGGUUUCGUACUUUAUUACGCUAUUCGGUCCGUUCCGGAACAUUCGAUCUCUUUACUAUCCGGGAGGUUUGAUAGACCUGACCGGAUAUUCGAUAAUAUAGCUAGAACAUUUUCCAUGUGCAGUGGAUUGAGCUACAAGGAACAAAGUGUUUCCAUCGGUGAUUUUAAAGAGCUAACUCCUCAAUUUUACGAUUGCUCUUUGUUCGAAGGGGAAGACGAGAAAAAGGAUACCGAUUCUGAAUUUGAUUCGAUACUGCGCGGUAAUUCCCAAAUAAACCGAUUUGAUGAACAAUUUUUGAUCAAUUAUAUGAAAUUAGACUUGGGUAUUAAACAAGAUGGCCAAAGAGUGAACGAUGUCGUGUUACCCCCUUGGGCUUACGAGACUGAUACCCAAACACAGAAAGACGACCGCAGAUUUCUCCCCCCUCACCUCAAUUUCGUUCGCAUCAUGCGUUCCGCCCUCGAGUCAGAACACGUAUCCCGCCAUUUAAACGAUUGGAUAGAUUUGGUAUUCGGUUACAAGCAAAACGGUUACCAAGCAUUUUUAGCCGAUAAUUUGUUUCACCCUCUGACCUACGAAUCAAACAAUACGAACAUCUCACUGAACAUCUUAAAUCACUGCGAACCAGACAAUUUUUGGCAGGCAUACGGUGAAAACGAGAUACAUAAACGUCAAUCAGAGACUCAAAUAUUAGAAUUUGGUCAAACGCCUAAGCAAAUAUUUCUCUGCGCUCCCCACCCCCAAAAACAGGUUGUUGCGAAUGUUGACAGGCACGGAGCGGCGUUAAAUCUUAAAUCUCUUCAAAUGUCGUAUGUUCUCAAUGAUAAUACUGGCAAUCGAACCAUUUUGCUUCUACCCAAUAACCAAACUUCAUCGCGUCCGUUAUUCAGGAUCGAUAAAUUCAAUAAACCCGUAAAAUUUAUUAUGACCGAAAAUGUUGUUGAUGAACAUAAGGAAAAAUCUGUCAGUUAUAAUGACUAUGAUCCAGAACAUACUAUUGCUAAUACUGCCCAUCAAAACUGCCAAAUUCAUUGUACUUUGUCCGUUUUUGGUGAAACGCUGCACACGAUUAUAUCCCUAUCUCCUUCUCUAUUUUAUUUCCUCGAAAUAUACGUAGAUCGAGUGAUAAAUCAGAUAAUUCUUUUGGACGAUUUGAAUUCUCAUGCCAUGAUUGUCCAAUCAGAAGCCAAGAAAAAGAGGGCAAUCACUUGUUCCGUCGCCGAUUUUUUAAUGGUAGAGCAAUAUCGACCAAUCACGACAUCUCAGAAAAAUUAUAAGGGACCAAUCUUAUCUGAUAAUUACUUGGACUAUACGGAGGUGAUCAUAGGCAGAGGAUAUUCAGAUGGUAGCUUUGAAGUUCAAGAAACAACUUUAAAUGCUUCCCACCAUUCCAGAAUUUUUACGCAGGAAAUGGCCCAUGAACCUGGAAGCGAUAUAACCUGCAUGAGACUCUGUCACAUACCUUCACAUAAUGAUAUUCUUAGCAAAAUCGACAAAGGCUCUCUUCUUGCCAUCAAUGAUCUUGGCGAUAAAGCUGUUUAUUUGAUAACAGCUUCAUCCGACUACAGGAUCAAAUUUUGGCUCAGAACUUUUAGAAAGGACCACGCGCAACAUUUAACCUACAAAAUCGUCAACGAGAUUGACACGGAAAGACUACCCCUCGCCUUCGAUAUCACUUUCGUUCCUCCUCCUUCUGCCCCGAACCUAGAAAGGAAGCAAAAAAUAGAAAAUAUCAAGGGUUCUUCACAAAAUGGAAAUGAGGAUUGGGGAAUCUUUAAUAAUUUUUCAAUUAAAUCCGACAACGGAAAAUUGUGGGAUAUAGGAUGUAUCGAUAAAUAUUGCCUAUUGUAUCGAACAGGAGCUGAUACACCUUAUUCUGAAGAUUAUGAAUACGAAACAGGGAUAUUUGGUUGUUGGGAUAUUCUCGUGUGCAAUUUCGCUAAAUUAAUCACAGAUGUCAAAUCCCAUGAUAAAAGCACAAAAAUUCUUUUCUCGCCGAUUUUAGGUGAUAAUAAUACGCUACCAGUUUUUAACCUUUCUAAGCACCGCCGUAUUACCCGUAUCCUUUUGUUAUCCUGUUUAAUUGGGCAAUCGAUAAAUAUUUUAUCCGUUGGUGGUGUUAAUAAAAUUGAUGUCCGUCGACUAGUCGAUAAUUCCACUAGUAUAAAGGAUCCUGAAGACGAAAUUUCUAUUGUCCGAACUGUCGUAGUCGAGCUGUACCAUACAAAGGAUUCCGAUAAUUCUACCUUGUAUCUCGACGUAGAGGACAUUUCGAUACAAAAGUAUCGAAUUGUGUCUCACAAUGUUUUCACCAUAUCUUCGUCUGACCAUUUAACUAACCCCGCUUCUUACGAAUACAAUUUCAAUGUGUUGAAAGCAUACAAAAAUUUGGUUUUCUUAGGUACACAUUGUGGUAAAAUUUUAUGCAUCAACGCGUUUAAUCCCAUUCAAUGCCAUAUUUUUCCCGUAUCUAAAAAUUCCAUAAUGUCCUUAGAUGUUAUUUUGAAUGAUCAUUCAAGAUCGCUCAAUCUUCUUAUAAUAGAUGAUAGAUUAAGUUUUUAUCACACAGAACUACGCUUGAUUUGAAGAGGAAAAUAGAAAACGAAAUUCCAAUCCCCCCAUUUUUUUAAUAUUAGGAAUCCAAUUUUAAAAUGGUUUAAAAAAUAAUAUGAAUUAAUUAGAUUUAUUAUUCAGAUUCUAUAUAUAAUUUAUAAAUCGAACACCUACAUUUUUAGAAGAUUAUAUUGAAUUCCCUGUUUUAUAGAUAUAUUUUUAAAUAUUUUUUUUGAUAAGUUACUUAGCUUCGAAAAGGCCAACUUGAUUGGCCUCAUUGUAGAAUAUUCUUUUUAUAAAUAUGAUUUUUUUAAUGAAUUAUUUAAAACGGGUUAUUUAUAUGAAUAAAUUAUUUUUAUUUUAUAAUGUUAAAUUAAAUAACUUUCAAAUAAUUAUGUUAAUUUUAUAUCAUUAUUGUAUUUGUAAUGUAAUAUAGUAUAAUAUAGAUCUAUAAUAUAUAUUUUUUAUGCAAUAACUUCAUUGGCUAGCACAGAAAUAAUGUUGAAUAAUUCACACUUCUCUUGGAAAAUUAUAAUUUUUAUAAAUGAAAUUAGCUCCAAUACUCUUAGCUUUAUAACCUUUCUACUCCGGUGAAAAAAAUUACUUAGAUGUUCUAGUGGGGUUUAAUAAACUCAAUUUAAAAUGUU
Messenger RNA from Gordionus sp. m RMFG-2023, 4526 nucleotides. RefSeq lists its product as uncharacterized. NCBI's taxonomy places the organism in Eukaryota, Metazoa, Nematomorpha, Gordioida, Chordodea, Parachordodidae. Bases 7 to 3912 code for a protein of 1301 amino acids. The transcript is spliced from 24 exons. The record is from RefSeq and is a predicted model, not a curated record.